AUGGUCGAUAUCCAGGAGCAGGAUCAGUGGAUCAGCUAUCUUAGCGAGUGUAAGCAGCUCAGCGAAAACGACAUCAAGCGCCUGUGCGAAAAGGCGCGCGAUGUGCUGCUUGAGGAGUCGAAUGUGCAGCCUGUGCACUGCCCUGUGACGGUGUGUGGUGAUAUACAUGGUCAGUUCCAUGAUCUUUCGGAGCUGUUCCGCAUUGGCGGUAAUUCGCCUGACACCAACUACCUGUUUAUGGGCGACUACGUGGACCGUGGCUACUACUCCGUGGAGACGGUGACGCUGUUGGUUGCGCUCAAGGUGCGCCACCCCGACCGCGUCACUAUUCUUCGCGGCAACCACGAGUCGCGCCAGAUCACGCAGGUGUACGGCUUCUACGAUGAGUGCCUGCGCAAGUACGGCAACGCGAACGUGUGGAAGUACUUCACUGACCUGUUCGACUACCUGCCGCUGACGGCGCUUAUCGACGACCAGAUCUUCUGUCUGCAUGGCGGUCUGUCUCCCUCGAUCGAUACGCUUGACCAGAUCCGCCAGAUCGACCGUGUGCAGGAGGUGCCUCAUGAGGGCCCGAUGUGUGACCUGCUGUGGUCGGAUCCGGACGACCGCUGCGGCUGGGGUAUCUCGCCGCGUGGCGCUGGUUACACGUUUGGCCAGGAUAUUAGCGAGGCCUUUAACCACAACAAUGGCCUCACACUCGUCGCGCGCGCGCACCAGUUGGUGAUGGAUGGCUUCAACUGGUCGCAAGAGCGCAAUGUCGUGACAGUCUUCUCCGCUCCCAACUACUGCUACCGCUGUGGCAACCAGGCGGCGAUUAUGGAAAUUGACGAAAACCUCAAGUACACUUUUCUCCAAUUCGACCCUGCGCCGCGCACAGGCGAGCCUCUUGUGUCGCGCCGCGUCCCCGACUAUUUCCUCUGA
Messenger RNA from Malassezia sympodialis ATCC 42132, 921 nucleotides. It is a transcript of the gene PPH21, whose product is annotated as serine/threonine-protein phosphatase. The record is from RefSeq and is a predicted model, not a curated record. Lineage: Eukaryota; Fungi; Basidiomycota; Malasseziomycetes; Malasseziales; Malasseziaceae. Gene Ontology annotation, molecular function: protein serine/threonine phosphatase activity.